CUUCCGCCGCCGCCCGGCCCCUUCCGCCGCCGCCGCUUCCUCCUGCGCCGGGAGGGCCGGGAGGGAUGGGGGUCACCUGCGUGACGCAGGUGCCCGUGGCCGAGGGCAAGAGCGUGCAGCAGACGGUGGAGAUGCUGACGCGGAAGCUGGAGCUGCUGGGGGCCGAGAAGCAAGGCCCGUUCUGCGUCGACUGCGAGACCUACCACACCGCCGCCUCCACCAUGAGCAACCAAGGGCAGACAGGCAAGCUGAUGUACGUGAUGCACAACUCCGAGUACCCCCUCAGCUGCUUCGCCCUCUUUGAAAACGGUCCCUGCCUCAUAGCGGAUGCCAACUUCGACACCCUGAUGGUGAAGCUGAAAGGCUUCUUCCAGAAUGCCAAGGCGAACAAGAUAGAGAGCCGGGGCACCCGCUACCAGUACUGUGACUUCUUGGUGAAGGUGGGCACGGUUACGAUGGGUCCCAGCGCCCGUGGGAUAUCCGUGGAGGUGGAGUACUGCCCCUGCGUGAUAGCCAACGACUGCUGGAACCUGCUGAUGGAGUUCAUGCAGAGCUUCAUGGGGAACCACGCUCCUGGCGUCCCGUCCGUGUUUGGCACCAAGCACGACAGCAUCUACAGCCCGGCGGACACAAUGGUUCAGUACAUGGAGCUGUUCAACAAGAUCCGCAAGCAGCAGCAGGUGCCCGUAGCAGGAAUCAGAUGAAAGGGCUCCCUGGAGCUCUGCGCAGAGCGACCGCAUCCUCUUUUCUGCCUGCCACGUGGAUCAGGAGGCCCUCCAAAAAGCGGCACUGGAGCCAACCCAAGGUUUUUUCCUCCUUCUAAAUCUCUUCGCCCCGUUUCACAGCAAAGGUUUUGAAUGCUAUGCAUAUUUUUGUUGUCCUUUGUAGUUUCUGGGGGGGGAGUGUUUGUUCUCAGGCCUAUGGCUGCGAUGGAUCUCAGUACUGUGUUUCAUGCAGGGGAUUACAGAUUGUCCGCAGAGGGAGGGAAAGGAGAAAUUCCAGCCAAAUGCAUGCAAGGGCAGAAUUUCCUUGAAUGCAAACAGCUACACGAGAGGGGACGGUUUUUUUAUUACUAUUUUCUUAAGAUAUCCACGUGAAAGUGUCAUGUUUUUUUCAUCGAAAUAAAAAGCUGGAUUUUUGUGAGGA
This is a messenger RNA of Cygnus atratus (black swan), 1146 nucleotides long. It is a transcript of the gene MED20, whose product is annotated as mediator complex subunit 20. Gene Ontology annotation, cellular component: mediator complex. Gene Ontology annotation, biological process: regulation of transcription by RNA polymerase II. The record is from RefSeq and is a predicted model, not a curated record. Gene Ontology annotation, molecular function: transcription coactivator activity. Lineage: Eukaryota; Metazoa; Chordata; Aves; Anseriformes; Anatidae. The coding region runs from base 66 to 704 and encodes 212 amino acids. The transcript is spliced from 4 exons.